CUGCGCACUUGGCUACUCUUUUCCCGCCUGGCCCUCGGCGUUCUCUACUUUAAGGGUGUUGAUCUUCUCCUCAACACCGUGCUUGGGAUCGUCUACCUUUUUGAGGCUGUCGUCCAGAGAUGGAGAGAACUCCAACACAGAAAAGCUCUUGCUUCCCGGGACGAACAAAAUCGGUUGCCAGGCUCCGACGAGUCAAGCCAAUCGCCCCAGUGAUGCUUACCGACUCGUCCAUAUCCAGCUUCUGCUCGAUGUCUCAGAGCGCUUCAACUUCUGCUCAUGCCCAGCAGGUCUCUCACCCUUUUACCAGCGGAAUCAAUUACAGCAAUGACGAGAACCUGGCCUUCAAUCCCAAGCAAACAGAUGGUAGCACCACGCACGCGAAUUGCCGAAUUCCAAAAUCACGGACCGUCACCACAUUUUCGAGCACCACCAUGUCUCGCUCCCGGGGCUCUCGACUCAGCCAAGGGUACACCAGCAGCCGCAACAUCAGCGGUGAAUCUGUCAAUUCGGACAUUGCCGCGCCCUUUCAAAGAAGUAUCCGCACAUCCUUUUUGGGGGUUGCCCAGAAACCAUCAACUUCGACUCCUGAUCAGCCUAGGAACGACCAAGAUCCUGGGGCGAUCCCGCGGCCGCUUCAGCCGUGGUCAACCCCUGAACCCAGUGACCCUCGUUUUGUCACAAAGGCCAUGCCAGCUCCAUACUGGACCGGACGAUAUACAUCGAUACACGACAUGUUCUGCAACGAGCUACUAGCGCCGGACGCCCUCGGUUCCCUCAUAGAAGCGCACGUAGACGGUGGCAGCAUGCAUGAUCCCCACGUCUCUGCCUUCAUGCGAGUUGUCCGAAAGCCCAUCCUCAACAACCACAAAACUCCCACGACGACCCGCACCAGCCGUAUCCCUCAAUCCGCUACGAGCGGCGCCAUCCUGCAGAGGUCAGCAGCACAACUUGGACAUGGCGAAGCGCCAUCCUCAUCCUCCAGAGUCCACGCCGUCAGCAGCAAUACUAGCCGCAGUAACAAGCCGGCUGGACGAGAAAGCAACAUCCAAUUCAAAAAAAACUCCGCCGCCACUGUCAGCCGCGCAGACGAUGUCGCCCUCUGCCACCGCACCCUGGCCCACCUCGGGAAGCAGUGCAUAACGGACGAGGCGCGCGAGUCCUUCCGCGCCUGGCGGGUGCUGUACGCGCGCAUGAGGCGUGACGUUACACUGCUCCCUGCCGAAACUAACAUAUUUGAUUUGGUGGUAACCGGUCAAGACAAUAUUCUGCUGCGGGUGGAGGCACUUGUGCCGGAAGAGAUUGGGGCCGCAUGGGGAGAUAAGGGGCGAGGCAUCAUGGGUAGAUUGAAGAGGAAUUUCAGUGGUGCUUCCUUUUCGGCGGAGUGAUGCUUCUUGUUUGGGCAAAGGGGUCGGGCGGGAGACUUCGAGGGGAUGCGUUCAGCAUGGGGGUUCUUAAAUGGACGAAUGGGAUGACAUACGUCGGCCGAGGGUGAGGGCAUGGUUGGGACUGGAACUGUUCCUCUGAUUGUUUCUAUCUUCCUCGGUGUGGUUUCUUCUGACAGCUGGGUUGGGGCCGCGCUGGUGUUUAUGGAUCUCUGUCGUUUGGCAUGCUUAGAGUUAGGGAUGAUCAACGGCUCGGGGUUAUGGCGCAACAUUGUCCGGUUACAUGGGGAUGCAAUCAGCUCUUACAACCAUGACGAUACCCCUAAAUAUUGUUA
Molecule: messenger RNA, 1717 nt
Organism: Canariomyces notabilis
Lineage: Eukaryota; Fungi; Ascomycota; Sordariomycetes; Sordariales; Chaetomiaceae
Exons: 1
Coding region: 120-1385 (421 amino acids)
Source: RefSeq, a predicted model, not a curated record